Messenger RNA from Diatraea saccharalis (sugarcane borer), 1041 nucleotides. The record is from the annotation of a GenBank genome assembly. Lineage: Eukaryota; Metazoa; Arthropoda; Insecta; Lepidoptera; Crambidae.
AUGACGGAAGGAAGAUCACGCGUACAGCAAAACGACCUCCUGCUGCACGAAGCGGUGAUCAAGAAUGAAGCGGCAGCAGUGAGGGAAGCCCUGCUGAGACCUACUGAUGUCAACUGCCGGAAUAAUUACGGCAGAGCUCCCAUCCAUUGGGCAGCAAGCAGAGGCAACGUGGAAAUAAUUAAAUUACUCAUCGAUGCGAAGUGCGACAUCGAAGCGGCCGAUAAGUUCGGCAUGCGACCGCUACUGAUGGCCGCAUGGCACGGUCACCUCGAGGCCGUCAAGACGCUCGUCGCAGCGGGCGCCUGUCUUGCUGCCACCAACAAGGUUUGCCGCACUGCACUGCACGUUGCGUGCGAAGGCGGCCACUCUUCUACAGUUGCUCUCCUGGUUUCCAAAGGAGCGGAUAGAGAAGCACGCGACAUAUCUGGCCGGACACCGCUCCACCUAGCGGCAGUACAUCGACACACGGAACUCGUACGGGCAUUACUCGACGCCGAAUGUCACGUCGACGCCACUGAUAAUAACGGUGUAACAGCUCUGCAAAUGGCAUGUGCUCAAGGCUGCCGAGGGAUCGUCGAGCAUCUGUUGACAUUCGGAGCGAACGUACAUUUGCAAAAUAAUGUGGGGUCCUCUGCGCUGCACGCCGCAUGCGCAGCUGAUGCUACAGACAUCGUGGAGUUGCUGCUUGCACACGGAGCUGAUCCCGCACUAACUGAUCAAUCUCCAGUGAGCGUGGCCGGUGGUGGUGCUGCAGACGGACCCCCCGAAGGAUUUCGUAGAGCGGCCCGAGGCUCCUUCUCCGCCAUCUUGGAUCUCCUAACAGCAACAGCUAAUGUUGAUCAUCAUCAGGACCAUUCCGAUGGAUCGACAACACCCCGUGAUAAAUCCGGGGGACAUUCGCCCGCAGCUAAUGAAGGAUGCGCGCGGUACCGCGAGCUAUGCUACCGCGCCGCGCAUGCGCAUUUGCCCGACGACACCGCGCCCCGCCCCUGCGACUGUACAAACUGUGCCGCGCGCCGCCUAUCUGCACCGGAGCCCUGA